AUGAGACCCAAUUUAUUCAAUAGCAUUAAAUUAGGUCUGAAAGGGGCUAGUAACCGUGUUGGUAGUGGUGUUGGACGGCGCUAUUUCCGACUUUUUCCGCAGAAAUCGGUUGAAUUAACGAAAUGGAGCUCAGCAAGGUUACAAUACGGGAACCGAUGGUAUUCUGGGAAAAGAGAUAUGGAGGAGCUGUCUAAGAGCUCAGAUUACAUGCACAUGCAAAAUAUCUUGCUACAAAAGAACCAAGAGCAUCUUACGAAGCAAAAACUGCUUUCAGAAGCAACGAAUUUUUACGAGCGAUUCAAAAUUAAUACGAAAUGGAUUCUUAUACGUGGGAAUCGGCCCUUUAGCACGGACGAAAUUAGCACGAUUUUCUCGUGGUUGAUCAUUUCUCAGAUUUUGUGGAUCGUGCUGGGCACUACGACGUUUGUGUCACUGGUGUUGUUUACUUUCAACACGGUUUUCGCUAAGGAAAUGGUUGGCAAGUUUGUGGGCAGGUCUCUCAAUUCGUUUAUCGACGGGUGCGAUUUCCGGUUCCAGGACGCGUUGGUGCCCGAAUGGAAGAAACGGUGCAUCAGUUUCAAAAGAGUCGAAGUGCGGACCGCGGACGAAGGUGCCCCAGAGCAAAUCGAGUUUUCGCUUCAGUUCAAUCAGGUGGAUAUCACGCUUUCGCUCCGGAAAUGGCUCUCUGGCCACGGACUGAUAGACGACAUUUCGGUGUAUGGAAUGAAAGGUGACGUGACGGUCAAGAGUCGCCACGAACUCAGCGAGCCUUUGAUCGCGUGGUUUUCAAGCCCGCAAACGCAUCUUGGCAAAGUGGAAGUGAGGGACAGCUGCAUCAAUUUACGGGAUGAGGCGCUGGAACAGGACUACCGCAUCUCAAUCUACAAUAUGGAAUUGCCCCAACUGAGAUUUGAAUGGUUGCUGAUGGACGUUUUCAACGCGGACAUCAUUUCUGGAGCGAUUAAUCAUUCGCUCUUCAGCAUACACAAACGUCAGCAUAAACUCGCAUAUUUACGUGGGUCCAAGAAAGAUUUAGCGCCCUGGAGGCGUAUCACGCGGUUGCGGCUGGAUAGCAUCCUGAUCAGAGAUCUUGGCCUUCACAAGACGGCGGCAUUCAAUUGGGUAGACGAUGGGAAAGUAGAUAUUGUUGCGGACCUCAUGCUUCCUGCGACCGAAGAAGACACUGGGAUCGAAGACGAUGAGGACAGUAACAAGUAUGUCGUUAUGGACUUGAAGUUUGUGUUCAAGGACCUAAAGGCAACUUUACCUACUAAGGAGCCACGUCUUUCGAACGGUGAUACAAUCAUGAAACUCGACGAAAUCAAGCCAUUAGUAGCAUAUGUGAAUACGCAACGUGGGAUAUUUCACUCUCUUAAUAACAUCGAAAAUUCGAACAGCGCAUGGAAUAAUCUUUCGAACGUUUCCAUCAAUAAGAGAAAGUCAUUCCCAGAAAUCACGGUCAUCCCAUCUGGACUGAAAUGGCCUGAUUACGAAGAUAAUACCCAAUCAGCUCAAGAAAUUAUCAAAUAUCAUGAUUCGCCCGUUCACAACAACAACGAAAUAGUUUUGCGAUCGCGUAUUGUCAAAAACGUUGACGAUCUCAAGAACUUGAUGCUGUUUCGGGAGACAGGCAUUUACGACACUCUCAGCAUGGAACUAUACGUCGAUCUCAUGAAAAUGGUGGAAGAAUGGGAGCAUAAAAAGAGAAACGACUGGUUCAAAGUGUGGGGUACCACAUUUGCGUCUCAGCUCAUGAUAUUGGGACUCACAACAAUGGUUUAA
Molecule: messenger RNA, 1782 nt
Organism: Lachancea mirantina
Lineage: Eukaryota; Fungi; Ascomycota; Saccharomycetes; Saccharomycetales; Saccharomycetaceae
Source: the annotation of a GenBank genome assembly